Asparagus officinalis (garden asparagus) is the source of this 1062-nucleotide messenger RNA. Its product is annotated as PITH domain-containing protein At3g04780. NCBI's taxonomy places the organism in Eukaryota, Viridiplantae, Streptophyta, Magnoliopsida, Asparagales, Asparagaceae. The transcript has 8 exons. The record is from RefSeq and is a predicted model, not a curated record. The coding region runs from base 124 to 657 and encodes 177 amino acids.
UCGGGGUCGGAGGCCGCUCGUGAGCUACAACAAUCCUCGCACGCCGUCUUCUGGCGAGAAUCCAAAUCCAAGCUCUCAAAAGCAGGAGCAGAGGGCUCCAUCGCCACCAGCAUCCCCAUCGCCAUGGCGGCAUCGGUUGCUUCCUCCACGAUCCAACGCGGCCAGGUUGAUCUCAUCGACUUCAUCGACUGGAGAGGGAUCGAGUGCCUGAACCAUAACUCAAGCCACGCGCUCGCCAACGCGCUGAAGCAGGGUUACAGAGAUGAUGAUGGAUUGCACCUGGAGAGCGACGCCGAUGAGCAGUUGCUGAUCUAUAUUCCCUUUACUCAGGUUGUUAAGUUGCAUUCGAUCGUUAUCAAAGGGCCAGAAGAGGAAGGUCCGAAGACUGUGAAGCUCUUUGCAAACAAGGAGAAUAUGGGGUUUAGUAAUGUUAAUGACUACCCACCAAGUGAUUCAAUUGUUUUAUCCCCAGAAACUCUCGAGGUAAUCCCUGUNACUUUAAAGUAUGUCAAGUUUCAAAAUGUUCGCAGCUUGACAAUUUUUAUUGAGGAUAAUCAAGGUGGUGAUGAAAUCACAAAGGUCCAGAAGAUUCUCCUCUAUGGAACAACUGUGGACACAACGAACAUGAAAGAUUUGAAGAAGGUGGAAGAGCACUGAGGCAUUGCCAAGACAAAUGUUUGACAGUAUUUGCUUACGAAUUGGGGAAGGAUCGAUCCACCUACAUAAGUUUAUUUUUUAAUCGAAGGAGUUAACCUGUUCUUUUGUUAAUGCUGGAAAGUUGAAACUUUCCAUUUUGGGGCGUGCAUUACUUGUACUGAUUCCGUCUUCAAGGAUUGAUCUUACAAUUGGUUCGAGCGCUUUGAAUGGCCAGGAUGAACUUUGGAAUUGAUCGCUUCUUCUUCCCUUUUGCCUUCAAUCUGAUGAGAUGUUGCAAUUUCUUUUUUAUUCUGUUUUUUAAAAUUUUCGACAAUAUCAAACUUUUUUAUGUGUGUGCUUUGAUCGUGAUGAACUCUUUGCUCGUUGGAUUACUGGUGCAAUUUAUGUUUGAUGAUAGUUUGGCUA